Messenger RNA from Aureobasidium namibiae CBS 147.97, 909 nucleotides. RefSeq lists its product as uncharacterized. Lineage: Eukaryota; Fungi; Ascomycota; Dothideomycetes; Dothideales; Saccotheciaceae. Gene Ontology annotation, biological process: protein folding. Gene Ontology annotation, cellular component: endoplasmic reticulum membrane. Bases 1 to 909 code for a protein of 302 amino acids. The transcript has 6 exons. The record is from RefSeq and is a predicted model, not a curated record.
AUGACCCAAUACGGCAAAUUUCACGACUUUUGUCGCGACACAGGCAGCUUGCGAUCGACACUGCCAGUGUGUAAUCUCUUCAAUGAAUCCCCAUCACGCGGCGGCGCUGGCUUUGGCGGAUGCGACCUGCAAGGCAUCUCGCUGGGAGGAGGAAGAUAUCUCGCCAACUUGGGCUCCAUAUUGAUCGACGGUCUCGCCAUCCUCAUCGCCCUCUUCCUGAUCUGGAGGUCGAAUAGAAAGCGCGCUGCUGUUGGAAGAAGGGAAAUGCAACUGUUCCUCCUCGGCUUCAUCAUCAUCUCAAUCUGCGAAAUCUUCACCAUCGGCUGGUUCCCCCUUGAUGGCGCCGUGCGACGGGCCUUCUCUGCUGUUCACAUUGCUGCCAUCAUUGCGACCACAUGGAUCCUCCUUAUGAACGCUGCCGUCGGCUAUCAAUUCUUGGACGACGGAACCUUUGUCUCUCUCGCUCUGAUUUUCGGUUCUGCCGCUAUCCUCUUUGUCGGUACUGGCUAUAUUGCGCUCGACACUGGUUUCAGCUGGACUGGAUACUGGGAUGACACGCUGGUAGCUCCCAACCGUGCAUACGCCCUCUACACAUUGUAUCAGCUCGUCCCUCUGGUCUUCCUUAGCAUCUUCUUCGUUCUUGAAGCCUUCAUUGUCGUCAGGGUUCUCGGCGAGGUCAGGCCCAUGCUCUAUCUCGUUGCAGCAAUGCUCCUCUUCGCCAUCGGUCAGGUCUUCCAAUACGUUAUCAGCGUACACCUCUGCAAUGCGACUAAUGGAGCCAUCAACGGAGGACUCUUUGAAUCACUCUUUACCCUCUUAUCCAUCAUCAUGAUCUGGGUCUUUUGGUCAAGCAUCACCGAAGACGACUGGCCUCUUCCCUCGUCGACCGAGACAUCGACCUACAACUAA